Salvia splendens (bonfire salvia) is the source of this 1210-nucleotide messenger RNA. RefSeq names its product protein TIFY 10b. The coding region runs from base 212 to 1030 and encodes 272 amino acids. Gene Ontology annotation, cellular component: nucleus. The record is from RefSeq and is a predicted model, not a curated record. Gene Ontology annotation, biological process: regulation of jasmonic acid mediated signaling pathway; response to wounding; regulation of defense response. The transcript has 5 exons. NCBI's taxonomy places the organism in Eukaryota, Viridiplantae, Streptophyta, Magnoliopsida, Lamiales, Lamiaceae.
CGAAAUUCAAGCACAUGAAAUUCGAUAUGCUACUAUUCCAACUGUUUGCCCCCCUCCUCGCCUAACUUCCCCUUUUCCUAUUUACUCCCAAUUUUCCAUCAUUCAUUCCCCCCAACUUCUAAACAAGGAGUAAUUCAUCAAACAAACGCAAACCACAAAAUUUCCAGCUCAACAAAAAAACCUUCUUUUUCAGCUCGUCAAUUCGUCGAACAUGUGGAGUGCGAAAGACUCCUCUCAUGGCCGGAGUAAAGGGAAGGCGAUCGAGACGUCGAAUUUCGCCCAAACCUGCAAUCUCCUCAGCCAGUACAUGAAGCAGAAAGGUACCCUCAGAGAUUUGAAUCUCGAAAUCGGUGGAAAAGUUGAAAGCCUCGAAACUCUAGUGAAGCCUGGAUCAUCUCUUGCUGCGACGAAACCUGCGAACACCGAUUCACCGGUAAACUGUGGGAUAUCUGCGCAUACGGCGGCGGAAAUUCCGAUUUGUGUGGUGGAAGAGGCUUCGGAUAAAGCUAGCACAUGCAAAGGUGGUAACAGCAAAGAUCCCAAGAUUGCGCAGUUGACGAUCUUUUACUCAGGAAAAGUGUUGGUUUUCGAUGAUUUUCCGGCGGAUAAGGUUCGAGACGUAGUGCACGUAGCCAAAAAGAGCGGUUCGAAGAUGUCUUACGGCAUCACGGCCACGAGCAUGGAACGGCCGAAUCCCGUGGCCGCGACGUCAAGCCCGCGCGAGGGGCUACCGCCGCGGCCGCAAGCUGGGAAGCAGCACGUUGGCAUUUCGUCGAACCCCUGCAAGGCUAGAGUGAGUGAAGCUGGGCCGUCGAGCUCGGGAGGUGAAGAAGAGCUCUCGACUACCUCUGAGGGUAGUGGAUCAGAUUUGCCAAUUGCAAGGAGAUCAUCACUUCAUAGGUUUCUUGAGAAGAGAAAAGAUAGAUCUGCUGUGAGAGGGCCAUACCAUAAUCAUCAAGAGAAUGUUGCACACAAUUUCAAGGCUGAAGAACCAUUUGACCUAAAUAACUUCCCUUAUCAAAAAGAUUAGUGUUUCAAUUUUUCCAAGUUGUACUUUAUCAUUCUUUUAUUGUAUUAUUAUAGCAACUUCUUGAUUGGUAAUGUCUUAGGCAGUUGAUUUUCCACUCUCACUAUCUAUGAUAUCAAGACCUUAACAUAUUGUACACUUUGCAAUGAAAUUGAAGGAUGAAACAAUUUUUUUCUCUAAAAA